GAGUGGGAGAUAGUGAGUGGAAAGACCAAAUAUUUGAAUGAAUCUAUUUAAUUUUUGUUGCUGAUUACAUAAGAUCUGCCACACACACUCAUAGAGAUUAUCAACAAACAACUUCACAUAAUUGCCUUAUAAAACAAUAAAAAUGCGAAGUAUAUCAUUUGAGUUCAGCUCAGUGUUGGUCGGAAAGUGGAGCAAAGCAAGUGAAGUUAAAUUUACCUUGACUGUGGAAGAUGAAGAAGUUCUCCUUUGCCAUUGAUCGCGGAGGCACGUUCACUGAUGUGCUGUGUCUGGCUCCAGAUGGGCGCGUGAAGACCCUGAAGCUGCUCUCGGAGGACCCCUUGAGGUACUCCGAUGCCCCCCGGGAGGCGAUUCGGCGGAUUCUGCGGGAGGAGAUCGGCGAGGCUGCAAUCACGACGGAUGGACUCGUGGACACGGCGUGCAUCUCGUCCAUUCGCAUGGGCACAACCGUGGCCACGAAUGCGCUGCUGGAGAGAAAGGGCGAUCCCGUGGCGCUCGUGGUCAACAAGGGCUUCCGCGAUCUGCUGUACAUUGGCAAUCAAGCACGACCGAGCAUCUUCGAGCUGGACAUCAAGAAGCCGUCCAAUCUGUACAAAACGGUUAUCGAGGUGGACUGUAAAGUCAUUCCAGACCAGCCGCACAAGUGCCAAUUGAGUCACACUUGGGAGACUAUCGACGGUGUGACGGGGUCCAAGUAUCUGGAGAUGCGCAAAGUUGACUCGCUGGCUGUGAAAGCAUCCCUGAAGAGCGCCUUGGAGUGCGGAAUCACUUCCCUAGCCGUCGUGCUGACGCACAGCUAUGCUUGUCCCAAGCAUGAAUUGCAAAUUGGCGCCAUCGCCCAAGAGUUGGGCUUCAAGCACAUCACGCUAUCUCACCAGGCCAUGGCGAUGUGUCGCAUCGUUCCGCGCGGAUACACAGCGUGCGCCGAGGCGUACUUGACGCCGCACGUGGAGCGAUAUCUGUCCAGCUUCAAGGCGGGCUUCAAGGAUCAGCUGAAGGAUGUCGAUGUGCUCUUCAUGCAGAGUGACGGUGGACUCACGAAGAUGGACAACUUCCGAGCCGCCAGAGCCAUUCUCAGCGGACCGGCUGGCGGAGUUGUCGGCUACGCUGUAACCGGAUGCAGAGAAACCGAAGCCCCACUGAUAGGCUUUGACAUGGGCGGCACUUCAACGGACGUCUCGCGACUGGCUUCCGGAAAGUAUGAACAUGUUGUGGAAUCCACAACAGCUGGAGUUCCUAUCCAAGCGCCACAGCUGGACAUCAACACCGUGGCGGCCGGAGGUGGUUCGAUGCUCUUCUUCCGCUCAGGAUUGUUUGUGGUGGGACCAGAGUCGGCUGGAGCUAAUCCUGGACCAGCGUGCUACAAGAAGAACGGUCCUCUCACCGUCACGGACGCCAAUCUGAUCCUCGGGCGUCUUUUGCCUGAGUAUUUUCCCAAAAUUUUCGGCCCCAACGAGAACGAGAAGCUGGAUUACGAGGCUUCGAGAGAGAGAUUCGAGGAGCUCGCUGUGGAAAUCAACGCGCAUCUGAUUAAGUCUGGCGAAAGGACGACAGAACUGACGCUUCAAGAGGUCGCCAUGGGAUUCAUUAGAGUGGCCAAUGAGACAAUGUGUCGACCGAUCAGGGCACUGACUCAGGCGCGCGGCUAUGACACCUCAUCGCACGUCCUGAGCUGCUUCGGAGGCGCUGGUGGACAGCACGCGUGCAGCAUCGCCCGGGAGCUGGGAAUGACGAAGGUGCUGGUGCACAAGUAUGCAGGCAUUCUGUCUGCAUAUGGAAUGGCUCUGGCGGACGUCGUGCACGAGGCUCAAGAGCCUUGCGGUGUGGAUUUCAGACCUGUCACGAGUGAUAUUCUGGUGGAACGAUUGGACACUCUGUCGGCGCAAUGUGUGCAAAAACUGAAGGAGCAGGGCUUCCAAGAUGACCAAAUUGAACUUGAGCCUUAUCUACACAUGAGAUACGAUGGAACAGAUUGCGCUCUCAUGUGCUCACCCAAGAAGAUUCACAGUGAUGACAAUGCUCUCAGCCAAAAGUACGGAAACUUCUAUGAGGCAUUUCUGGAGCGCUAUCGCAUGGAGUUCGGCUUUGUGAUCACAGAUAGGAAGAUAAUUGUGGAUGAUGUGCGCGUGAGAGGCUUGGGAAAAACAUUUGCACCGCCGGAAAGUGAUAUUGCUUCCGCCAUUGGGACGAUUCCUCAAAUGGAGGAGGUGACGAAGGUGUACUUCGAAGGAGGCGUUCGGGAAACGCCAGUGUAUUUGUGCAUGAAACUCCUGGCGGGUGAUGUCAUUCCCGGGCCUGCCAUCCUCAUUGAUGACUUGUCCACGAUUCUCGUGGAGCCAGACUGUCGUGUCGAGAUCACCGGGAAAGGUGAUUUGAUCAUUCACGUGGGAAGCGGAGAAAUGCGACCGAUUCAUGAGAAAUUGGACGCCGUUCAAUUGAGCAUCUUCAGUCAUCGCUUCAUGUCAAUAGCCGAGCAAAUGGGUCGUGUUCUUCAGCGCACCUCAAUUUCCACGAAUAUUAAAGAGAGACUCGAUUUCUCGUGCGCACUCUUUGGCCCUGACGGUGGCCUCGUGAGCAAUGCGCCGCACAUUCCAGUGCAUCUUGGCGCCAUGCAAGAGACCGUGCAGUUCCAGCUGAAAGUGCGCGGAGAUUCUCUGCGGAAAGGCGACGUUAUCCUCUCAAAUCACCCCCAAGCUGGUGGAUCGCACUUGCCGGACUUCACGGUGAUCACUCCGGUGUUCAGGAACGAUGUGGCGCGUCCGGUGUUCUUUGUGGCAUCGAGAGGACAUCAUGCUGAUAUUGGUGGCAUCACGCCGGGAUCAAUGCCGCCCCAUUCAAAGAGCCUCGCCGAGGAGGGAGCCGCCUUCAAGUCCUUCCUCAUCGUGGAGAACGGAGUGUUCCAGGAGGAGAAGACCGUGAAACGCCUCACAACGCCCACAGACGCGCCAGGCGCUUGUGGCACACGCAACCUGAGUGAUAAUCUGUCCGACUUGAAGGCACAGAUUGCGGCCAAUCACAAAGGCAUUCAACUUGUGGGUGAAUUAAUUGAUGUGUAUGGCUUGAGUGUGGUUCAGGCGUACAUGAACUUCAUCCAGGCCAAUGCAGAACUGGCCGUGAGCGAUAUGCUGAAGGAGAUUGCCAAGAAGGUGCAACAGGAAGGGGCUUUGGAAGCGGAGGAGCGCAUGGACGAUGGAAGCCCGAUCAAAUUGAAAAUCACCAUAGAUGAGAAGGAGGGCAAUGCUGUGUGUGACUUCACAGGAUCUGGCCCAGAAGUCUUUGGGAAUUGCAAUGCUCCGCGCGCCAUUACACUCUCCGCCUUGAUUUAUUGCCUUCGCUGCAUGGUAGGACACGAUGUGCCGCUGAAUCAGGGCUGUCUGGCGCCCAUCCGAGUCGUCAUACCGAAAAACUCCAUUCUGGAUCCUUCCGAGGGAGCAGCAGUUGUUGGUGGAAAUGUGCUGACGUCCCAGAGGAUUGUGGACACUGUGUUGCGAGCCUUUCGUGUCUGCGCCGCUUCGCAAGGCUGCAUGAACAACAUCACGAUGGGUGAUGAGACUUUUGGGUACUACGAAACCGUGGCUGGUGGCAGUGGAGCUGGACCGACAUGGCACGGAACGGGCGGAGUUCACACGCAUAUGACAAACACACGAAUCACCGAUCCGGAAAUUAUGGAGCUGCGUUAUCCCAUAAUUCUUCAAAAGUUCUGUCUUCGCGACGAUCAAUCAGGCGGCAGAGGUAAAUACAAUGGAGGCGAGGGAGUUCAUCGCGAGCUUCUCUUCCGCAAGCCAAUGAUGCUGUCUGUCCUGACGGAGCGUCGAGUGCUGGAGCCUUACGGAUUGGCGGGAGGAGAGAAUGGAAAGCGUGGAUUGAAUUUACUCAUUAAAUCGACUGGCAGAGUUAUAAAUUUGGGCGGCAAGACUGCCGUCCAAGUCGAGGCGGGUGAUAUCUUCUCAAUGAAGACGCCUGGCGGCGGCGGAUAUGGUCGUCCAGGCGAUGAAGAUAUCCCCAAUAUUGUCCAAGACAAUAAGGAGACCAAAUUUAUCGAACGAGGCAGUGUUCAUGAGUACCGAAAAGCACAAGAAUCUGUUUAGGUGCAUUUUUUACAUUUUAUAAAGCAUUUUCGUUAUUGUUUAUUGUUAAGGGUGACUUUGGCAUUUUAUUCUUUUUGUUUGGCUUUUUGUUAUCGUUGCAAUAUUUUGGGGAAACAUUAUAUUCUUUGUGAUUUUGGACAAUAACUAUUUCAAUAAAGUGAUUAUACAUUGUGCGCUGCUCUUUUUAUUUCUAGCCUUUGUUUUACGCUUAGACGAAUUUAAUUAUUAUGAGGUUUAUACGCUGUUUAAGAGUUUUAGUUUAGUUAAAUUGAACUGUAAUAAAUUUAUCUCAUAAAUUGUCGAAAUCUUGCUAUUGAGAUUUCGUUGCUUUCAAUUAAAGAAAUGCUGUACAGCUUAUGCUUCAUUCUCCUUCGAAAACCGCCCUCUAGUGUCGAAAAGCAUGUGAUGAAAUUUAUAUAAUGAUAAAUUCCAACAU
This is a messenger RNA of Phlebotomus argentipes, 4542 nucleotides long. Its product is annotated as 5-oxoprolinase. Gene Ontology annotation, biological process: glutathione metabolic process. Gene Ontology annotation, cellular component: cytosol. Gene Ontology annotation, molecular function: 5-oxoprolinase (ATP-hydrolyzing) activity. Bases 231 to 4106 code for a protein of 1291 amino acids. The transcript is spliced from 5 exons. The record is from RefSeq and is a predicted model, not a curated record. Lineage: Eukaryota; Metazoa; Arthropoda; Insecta; Diptera; Psychodidae.